GCCCGCGAAGACCCGUCAAUAAGGAAGUAAUUCCUUAGCAUGCUUCUUGCAAAAAUUAAGAGUCGUUCACUUGUGUUUUCAAUCCUUCUUUCUUAGAAUGGCACAAGGAGGAAGAGAUAUAAUGAGUUCUGCGUCGAAAAUUACACAACAAGCCCCUGGACGUCCGUCCGUGACAACUGGAAGUGCGUGGAUUUUAGAUGGACCCUUUCCAAUUGACGACGGUAAUAUUUACCAAACAUCUGAACAAACACCGAUUAACCAAACGUUCUUGGUUACUACCAACCAAGUGAUGAGACCAAGAGGGGGCAAAACAAGUUGGCAAGCUGAAUUUGCCCCACGUAAAUGGCUUGGUAUGUUCAAAACCGACGAGUGUUACAGCAUAGAGGAUGAUGCAUUUUAUGAAGUCCCAGUUUCUGAUGGCAACACCAAGUUAAUCCUGAUACCAACAGAAUAUUUGCACGAGCAGAAAACUCUUUCAGGCUGGCGAGAUAACGAAUUCCAGUCCAAACGUUCCCUAUCUUGUAGUCAAGAGGAGAAAGAGUCACAGUUUGAUAGAGCUGAUGCGAAACAAGAUGAGCUCUACUGUGACGUGCUAACCGACCAGUUUUCUCGGAAGCGUUACCUCUUCUGCGUAGAUGAUCAUGGAUCUUAUUUUUUGGAAUCCAAGAGAAACGAAGUUAAACUAAAAAAUUUGAAAGAUUUUCAGCCGAAUGAAAUUCCAAAGGGUGCAAUCAUCCUCGACAAAAGCGAGUGCGGCGUAGGAUUGUUGGCCUUCGACGACAAGGGAGAUAUUUGUCCAUUAUUUUUCCCCCAAAACUUGCUUGAUUCCAAUCAACAACAUCCUGUCAGUGGUUCAUUUAAUAAUAAUCCAAACCAGCCUGAAGGAAACUUGUUCUUAAAGGAAGACAACCUUGAAAGUUCAGGUAAAUAUGGUAAAGAUCAGGCAGAAGGUCAGCUGGAAAGAGAAACGCCCAAAACAUCAGAGUGCCAAGAAUAUGAAAGACAGACUUUUUGCAACAAUGCAAAUUUUCCUGAAAAUGAGACACAAGAGGACAAUGCUGCGAACAACCAAGGACAACCAAGAGGUUGUGGGGAUGGUGAGGAGGAAAAACCUCAGUUACGCAAACACCAACAUCAGGCUGAAGAAUGUUCAGCUGUGCAAGAGAGUGAAAUUGAUGAACAAGAUCCCCAAGUGGAUAAUUACGCCAAUGAAGAUGCUACACAAAAUCCCACAUCACAGACCAGGAUUCGCACAUUAGCAACCCAAAAUUCUCAUCAUGAUCAAUUCUCUGACCCUGAUUGUUUGCGUGGUGAUGAAGGUACUCCUUUUUCUAAGACAGUUAUGGAUCCCACCCCCGCUGAGCACAAGCCAACUCUUCGAGAGAGACACAGCAAUUCCCAGCAUGGGAUGGAUAGAAUUGCAUCAAUGCAAACUGAUGAGGUCUCCACAGAGAAGGAACAUGUCUAUGCAGGUUCAUAUGUAGAAAAAUUAAUCCUCAGAAAGGAACUCAUCAUGGAUCUGCUCUCCCUCUAUUUGGAUAGAUCAAUCUAUCCAAAGUUCAGAAGUGCUCCAUCAUUGGCAAAACGUUGGGAACAUCUUGCAGACUACUGCAAAGUAGAUGCUAAAAUAAAAAAGCAGUGUGGGAUCUCUGCUCAUCUGAGCCCAAGUGAAGCUAUGUUUAAAUACUUGUGCCAAUCUGAGGAGUCAAUUAACGUUGGAAACCUGAAAAAGAACCUCUUGGAAAUUUCAAGGAAAGAUGUUCAUGAUGAGCUGGCAAACAAUCAAAAUUUGCUUGAUGAUGACAAUAUGAAUGACCUUUGUGAUAAUCAUCCAGAAACAUUGCUGAACAUUUGUUUACACCUUGAUGACAAUCGCUCUGUCAGGUAUUGGUAUCACUUAGGACUCAAGAUAGGUAUCAGUGGUGAGAUACUGCGGAGCUUUAAAGGUCCCUCUGAAUUUAGCCCAAGCAGUGCAAUCUUAGAAAAGAUUGCAACUCUGAAGCCAAAGCUUCCAUUAAUGAAGGUGCUAACGGUUUUGCAAGAGGUGGAAAAGUGGGUGCCAGGCAUAUCCAAUGUGCUGAGUGAUUUAGCUGUAGAUUCAAGUAGUAGUACAAUUCAGACCUUGCUGGAUGAGUUUGAAGCUGUUGAGAAACUAACAGCUCUCUUAGAUCUUGAGGAAAGAGCCUGGAUGCACUUUGGUUCUAAGUUGGGAAUGAAAAGUCUAGAAUUAAAGAGUCUAAGGCAAGAAAGUCCACCAAGCCCUACAAAAUUACUGAUGAAACACAUUGUUGCGAAGAAACCAGACCUCACCAUGAGUUUUUUCCUGAGAGCCCUGAAAAGCAUUGAACGCUUUGAUGUCAUAAAUGAGCUUGAAAAAUUCUUUGUUGCCGAAGAUAUAGCUGACAUAUUAAAGGGUGAAGAAGACUUCACACAAUAAGAUAACAUCACUCUCCUUUAUCUGCUUUAAUUAAAAUCAAGACAGAAAGGUAAUUUGACUUCAAUUGUCUAUGGUGGUUGACAAAUUGACUAAUUGAAAGUCAAAUUGUGUGUUAACAUACCAGAAGGCAGGGGGCAUGCGCAAAUGGGAAAAUGACAACAUGAACAAAUCAACUCAGCAGAAGUUGAAAUGUGCAUCAACGUACUGGAAGCCAAAGGGCAUGAGCAACUGAACCUUCCUUGUUCUUAAAACGUAAAACAGCUGGAAGUCAAUUUGCAGAGGAAGAUAAUACAGAUAAAGCUUCAUCCAAUCUUGACUCGAUUUGACUUGACUCAUCUUUAGUUAAGUCCAUCCAUAGCAAGUUGCAGUAUAUUUUAUAAGUGCCUUGCAUAUAGACUCUCAGUAUGACUGGUUGACUAUAAAGAAGUCAAAUCAUCUGAUUUGAGUUGAAUCAAGUAGAUUUGGCAACAUUUGACUCCAUAGCAGGUUGCCGAAUCUACAAUUCGAGUUAAAUUGAAUUGAGUUGACAACCUUUUCAACCCUCCCUGUUAGCAACUUAAUGAAUAUAUUUUAAGUUUUUUUUCUAGUAAGACAUGUUAACUUAAAUUGAGAUGAGUUGUUCAAUUUGAGUUGAUAGGAGUGGCUUCGACAACAUUUUCAACCCUUAUCAUUAGCCAUUUUCUAAGUGUCUUAAAUAUUGAUGUCCGGUUUGACAUUUCCACCUCAAGAGCGACGGUUCAUUCAGAUUUCUGGUAUCACAAGAUGACUUAACUGCAAAUUGACUUCUGGUAAGUCAAUUCAUAAACUGCCUUUUUAUGCUAAUUUUGGGGUAUUAAUUGGAAAACCCUCAGGUAGUGACUUUAGAAAUAUAUAAUCUAAACCCAUAGCUAAAUGGUACACAGAUUGAAGACUUGGAGAAAAUGAAAUAGGAAGAAAUGAUAGUGACACCAAAUAUGGUUCAGUCAAUAAUUCAGUUCAGUCAUAUCUACAUAAUUCAUUGAGAGGAAACCCAUCACAAGUAGAAAAACUUCAGAUUUUGUUUUGUUUGUUUGUCAACCUUUUUUACUAAGAAUACCCUGUACCGGAAAGAUAGCAGUGUUACAAAUUAAUAUUAGUCCAGAAUGAUAGAAGAGAAGAAUAAAGCAUAGAAGUAGUUUAAAAAAAAAAAGAAUAGGUGGACAUCAAAGCUAAGAGAAGAAUUAAAGGAAGACUCAAAAAACAGUUUUAGAGGACAAAUUCAUAUAAGCACAGGUAUGCUGUUGUUGAAAUGUGAUAAUGUUAUGCUAAAACUCUUUCUGGGUUUUAUUUUGCCAAUUUCCAUAUUUGUUGUUUUACUUUGUCAUAAAGAAUAAAAGAUAGGUUCUAUAGGGAAAAAAGAAAAUGAAACUGCAUUGAAAAAUGUCCAAAAAAAAAACUUCAACCACAACAACACAAUAAUAACUAAAGCAACUUUGUAAUUUUGAUAGUUUGUACCUCUCUUCUUCAAUUCACAUUCAUCAGAGUCACAGUUAAGAUUAAGUGAGUGUAAUAAUAUCCAAGUAAAUCCAUAGAUUAUGUAUCAGUCAUUACAUCUUGGAAAACAUGGCAAUGGGACAAGCUGCCCAAACCUAUUACUAACAGGCAAACUUUAUUAAGAUCUCACCUUCAAUCCUAGAUUCCUGUCUUAUAGAUCAUUAAUCUUAUUAUUUCUUUCAAGCCUUCUCAUCUCCAAUAGUCACAUCUGGAGAAUAUAAAGAGGUACAAAUUGAACAUAAAGUUGUAGGGUCAAAUUGAAUGAUAAAUACACAGUAGUCCCAUGUGGAAAAAGAUCAGCCUGAUCUCAAGGCAGUAAAAUACUUGGAUCCAUGUUAUAUUUUAAAAUAUUGAUAUAUAACACUAUGUUGAUCUGCAACUAAUUGUUGUUGUGUUGUAUUACAAAGAUGAGGUGUCCACUGGUGCACUAAAUAUUGAUAGUUGAACUAUUAUCCAAACCUAGCCAUUAUAAUUAGUGUAAAAUUUUAUCCUUGCCUUUUUGUAUUUUCCAAAAUUAUCUUUUUUAUACUAGCUCAUUCUAACUGUAAAAAGCUACUUAAAAAGUUAAAAAAAGCUAGUCAACACAUCGGCCACUUAAUCACUUCAAUGCUUCUUCAUACACUCAUUCUUGAUUUAAAAAUCAUGUUUGAUAUAUAUCAGCACAUA
Molecule: messenger RNA, 4615 nt
Organism: Pocillopora verrucosa
Lineage: Eukaryota; Metazoa; Cnidaria; Anthozoa; Scleractinia; Pocilloporidae
Biological process (GO): signal transduction
Molecular function (GO): protein binding
Source: RefSeq, a predicted model, not a curated record